Molecule: messenger RNA, 2058 nt
Organism: Hydatigera taeniaeformis
Lineage: Eukaryota; Metazoa; Platyhelminthes; Cestoda; Cyclophyllidea; Taeniidae
Source: the annotation of a GenBank genome assembly
AUGUGGCUGCCUUUGGAUAAAGAACGAGCCAUAAAACUGCUUAAUAAUCAGAACGUGCAAUUGAAGUCUCGAAUCAAGGAAUUGGAGUUGGCUAUGAAAAAUCAGGAUCAUAUAAUUCGUGAUAAAGAUGGGGAAAAAUCUGCAUCGCAACAGCGUGAUGGCGUCGCCGAAAACAUCGAAAUUAUACGUCUAAGGCGACAGCUUAUGGAGAAAGAGAAGGAAAUUGAGAGAUUGUCGGCCCAGCUUGCCUUAACCAUGGAAGAAAUGAAGUUGACAGGCACAGAGGAGCACAGUACAAGCAGACAAGAAUUCCAGGCAGAGGCCAUAAAAAGCAAUGAGCUGCAAGUUAAACUGCGCCAUCUUGAGAACCUAGUGGCCAAAUAUGAACGAGAAAACGAAGACAUUCGCGAAUCCAAUGCCCAAAUACCAAAAAGCUCAACAGUACAGGAAUCAGACCCUAAGACAGUGAGUUUAUUGUUGGAAAAACUACAGCGUCUGGAACGCAGAAUGUCUGAUUCGCGGGGUGAUAGAGAAAAGCAGUACGAAGAGAUGCGUCGUAUUCAUAGCACCCUACAAACUCGAGCGCGGAGUGCGGAGGCACGAAUUGAGGCACUUUAUCGACGCUUAGAGGAACAACAACCUUCUCGGAACCUGCAAGAGCUGUGUAAGUCAGUUGGUCUGGAUGUAGAGGAUUUGGAGGCUGCGCUCAUUCGAAUGAGUGGACAAAAAGACUACCUUGUCGAGAGUAUAGAUGGAACUGGACUUCCAUGGACUUCAAAAACACCUCAAAACGAAGUGGUCGGCUGCAUGACGGAGAAUAUACACACCAAGGCGGCAGAGGGACUGGAUCGAGCAAAUCGACUACCUGAUGCGCAUCACCAAAUGCCAGAGGAGCAUGGAGGAGCGAUGGAGAGUGCCACACUCCAAAUGGACCCAGCCCCUAUCGAUACAGAUACGCGAUUUUUGGAAUCGUGGGGCGGUCGGCUCAUGAAACCAAGCCCGCAGCUGGCCCCGCCUGUAACGAUCAACUUGGGUGAGAUGAACCUGACUCCGGUGCAAUUGGAAGCUUGUCCAUACGGAAUAUUUUGUGCAUGGCGUUUUUAUAGCUUCGAGACCCAAUCGACUGGUGUUGUUCGCGGUAAACGGUCCAACUUCAACCUCACCGUCCAGUAUCCUGUCAUCACAGACGAGUUAUUUUGGACAUACCUUCAUAAGGGACGUUGCUUUGUGAAGCUUCACAGAGUAUUGCCGGACCUGUCAUCGGAAGAGAUUGGAGAAUUUGAAUUGGGCCUGCAUUAUCUUCUUCGGCCGGAAUCAUAUGCGCCAACUAACGCAGAGGGCCCAGCAGAGCAUCCAGUUAGGGUUAGCAGAGUGGGACAAUUUCGCGCAACAAAGCACGGUCAAAAUGUUGAGGAGAGUAAGCACCAACAGCUCGUCAUUGGACAGGUUAUCUACUGGAUGGGAUUUCGUGCUCCUAUUGAUUAUUCACUUAGGUACUACUUUAAGCAACAUCAGAGGAGGAAAUCAAAAGAUUCUGGCGACGCUUCCAUCAAGACAGCAGAUCGUAAUAAAAAGAAGCGAUUAUUGAUAGAGUUGAGUGUGGAAGAAUUCAUGCCUCAUGUGAAUUUUUGCUUCGCUUACACCUUCUGGAGGUGCUCAGAAUACGUAUCCAGCGCAUACAAGCCACCAGCAUCUGACGUCAGACUAAUCACUCUUAAAGACUCCCCUCAACUUGACAGACAUCUACGAUCAUCCAGUCUGAAGGUGCUUCUUACUGAGGGGAAGGUGGGAUCGUGUCUCGGGGUGGUCUGCAUACCCCUUUCUGGACUGGCAGAGGGUGGCGGGUCAGUCAACGGGACGUUUGAGGUUUAUCAACAGCCUUCGAAGUCGCCUAAAAUACCACCUAUCAAGGUUAGAAUGCAAUGGGAAUCUGGAACCGCUACAGGCACCAGACGCAUUAAUACCUACUGUCCGACUUCAUUGCAAAAUCUGCGCAGUUCAAAAGCUCACUUCACUUUGAUUGCAACAACCUGUUCAUCCGCCAAGCCGACUGCCUAG